AUGGAAGAUCCUAUCAAACUAAAUACGGCAAUCCUCAAUACACUGAUGGACCACAAAUAUCAUGUCACUAUCAAGCUCAAGACCAUUAUCAAACGUCUCAAACCCGCAAUAGACAAGAAUAGUAUUUACUUGUCAGACGACCAGCUGCAAAAGUACGGUAUAAGUAGAUCGAGAAUGGAUUUAGAGAAAGGGGGGCGCUUUUUCAAACCUCUUUCACAGCCAUACUUUGGGUCUUUGGCUCGUCACGAAGAGUUUUAUGAAGUGGGUGAAUGGGAAGCCGAUCCGGAUGAAGUAGAUGAUGCAAAACAUAUAUGUUGGAGAUUAGAGCAGCUUAUUCAAUCAGAGAUUCCUGAUAGUCCAAAGGAUAGGUUUGGUAUCCCUCAGGCAUUUUACGAAUAUACCUCAUGGGGCCCGACAUUUCUUAAGCGAUCCCUUUAUGGUGGCCAUUGGGGACGUCGUGAACCAGGUAGAGAACCAACAGACUGGCGCUUUGAACGCGGUUAUGACAGACAGAUGCGAGGCACUUAUCUUGAGCCACACGUUAUUUCUUUCUCGGCCCAUGGCUUGUACCCAGACGAAAGUACAGACUCGAAAAUAACUCGAAGUGAAAUCCUAGUGGCUGCGGAUAUUAUGAGGUAUAGGCUUAAGAUGAACGUUUUCAUUACCAAUGACAUAUACCCUAUCCUCAUGGUUUCUUGCUUCAACCGACAAGUUCGCAUGAACGAAGUUUAUUUCGAAAAUGAAACUCUGCACUUCAACUGUACGCCAUUUAUUGACCUGAGCACUUUUGAGAGAUCUAAACUCGACCUAUAUGCACGCUGGGGUUUGAGUGACCCUGUGGGCCAAACUAGCAGAUAUCCAAAAAUCAAACCAUCGGCAAAUACAAUCAUCAAUUAUUUCAACGAAGAGCUCUAUAGGAAAAAACAAAAAUCGAAAUCUCGCUCGGAUCUGCCUGAAGCUCCAGUGCUUAAGCGUAUUCAGGAGCUUAGGGGGAAAUAG
Microsporum canis CBS 113480 is the source of this 999-nucleotide messenger RNA. RefSeq lists its product as uncharacterized. NCBI's taxonomy places the organism in Eukaryota, Fungi, Ascomycota, Eurotiomycetes, Onygenales, Arthrodermataceae. The transcript has 3 exons. The record is from RefSeq and is a predicted model, not a curated record. The coding region runs from base 1 to 999 and encodes 332 amino acids.